AUGCCCGUGUUUCAUACAAAAACAAUCGAAAGUAUUUUAGAACCAGUAGCACAACAGGUUUCUCGGCUUGUUAUUUUACAUGAAGAAUCAGCAGACGAUGGCGAUCUUAUGCCUGAUCUUUCAAAACCUGUUCAAAUUGUUAAAUCAGCUGUUGACAAUCUUGUCAAAGUUGGUCAUGAAACAUGUUCAACUAGUACAGAUGACCUCUUGCAAAAUGAAAUGCCGCAAGUAUUAGUACGUGUUAAUCAAGCGUCGGCGCUAUUGAUUGAUGCUGCUCACAUGUUUAAAUAUGAGCCAUGUUCAAUAAAAGGACGUCAAAUGUUAAUCGAAGGAGCACGAUAUAUUCUACAAGGUGUAUCAGCGCUACUUUUGACAUUUGAUGAAUCUGAAGUGCGAAAGAUCGUUAUCGUAUGUCAACAUGUUCUCAAUCAUUUGGCACAUGUAGAAAAAAUCGAAACAAUUGAGCAACUUGUCGAUUUUGUUAAGAAUUUGACACCGAUAUUAACUCGAAUGAGUAAAGAAGUUGAUUUACGUACAAAAGAGUUAACUCAUGCUAUUCAUCGUCAAUUAUUAACUCGAUCACUUGAACAAGUUAAAACUUUAACACCAUUACUAAUCUCAAGUAUUAAUGUUUAUGUAACAUCCAAGCAUACAGGUGGCCAUUGUAUUGUUGAAUCAAUAGAAAAUCGUGAUUAUGUUUUAAAUAAAAUGAGUGAUGAACUCGGUGAAAUAAUUCGAAUACUUCAAUUGACAACAAUUGAUGAUGUUCUAUUAAAUGAAUUCGAUGAAGAUGAACAGCAUAAUCUAAAAAAACUUCUUAAAACUCUUGGUAAUCGUUUAUACCAAGCCAAAAACUGGUUAUCGAACUCUCAAGCAUUGGGAGGUACAUUAGCUGAACGAUCUCUGCGCAUGGUUCUUGAUGAUUUACGUACACAUAUUACUGAACAUUGUCUCGACGAAAAACAAGCAGAUGUCUUAAUGCAAAAAGUUGAUGCUAUUUCACAAAUGAUGAAUCGUUUAUUACAAUUGAGAACGCAAUCGAAAGGUGAUACUAGUGAAGGAGCUAGUCUUUCGCGUAACAUAUCUCAACAACUUGAUGAUCUUUAUCAAUCAUUGGAAUAUUCAAUCAAUUUAUUAAGAUACACAUCUGAUUAUCAACGACCAGCAACUACGGUCAAUGGAAAAGUUGAUCAAACAAAACGAUGGCUUUCACAACCGGAUUUAGAUCAAUUUGGAUUUGGUGAAUUUGCUAUUCGAAGUCUUGUUAAAAUCGGCCGUCAAUUAGUUAGCAUUUGUGAAUUAUCUUAUCGUCGUGAUAUUCUUGAAUGCUGUCUUAAUAUCGAUAAUUUAUUAGCUAAAUAUAAAGAUUUAUUACGGCGACGACUACCGAUCAACGGGCCAGAAUGUGUAAUGAUAAGUCGUUCUUUAUCUUUACAUAUCCAUCAAUUACAACGUCGUCUUCAAGAAGCUAUUGUCUACCAAGUAUCCGAUGAUUUUAUGGAUAUUACAUCGGCAAUAAAAACACUAAGACAAGCAUCACUUAUAUCAUCAAAUGAACCAAGUCGAAAAGAAGUAUUUCAAGCAACUGUACAAGAAUUCAUAAAUCAUUCGUCAAGUUUAAUACAAACAGCACGUUUAGCUGCUAAUGGAACAUCAUGUCGAUCAAAAUCGACAAUUGAAACAAUUAAUACAACUGCUGCACAAAUCAGCGAUCUGACACCUCAAGUUAUUUAUGCAGCUCGUAUUGUCUUCGGUGAUCCAAAUAAUUCACCAACAACACGAGAACAUUUUGAUCUCCUUCGUGAUCAAUGGUUAACACAAAUCGAAUAUUUAAGAAGUCAAGUUGAUGACGCUAUACCAUCAGAUGAAUUUGUUAAAGCUUGUGAAGAAGCAAUUAUUCAUGAUACACAACAAACUGAAAAAGCUAUUGCUGAUUUGAAUUCUUCAAUUCUCAUUGAUAGUACAUCGAAUAUAAUUCGACGUGCUAAUCGUAUUCUACUUGUAACAUAUCAAGAAAUUGAAAAUUCAGAAGAUUCAGCAUUUACAACACAACUUCAAAAUGCAUCAGAUGCAUUUAAAGAAACUCUGUCUCCUAUGAUUGCUGCAGCUAAACAAUUAGCUCUAAGUCCUGAUAAUAAAAUAGCACAUUCACAAUGGCAACAAACAAAUAAUGAAUUAAUUGAUGCUAUUGGAAAUGUACGUGAAGCACUUCAACCAUUAACAUCAAAUCUUAUCAAUGAUCUCGAACAUAUUUCAUUUAAUCAUAGCAGCCGUAGUGCUUCAAGAUCUCCGCCUCCUCGACCACCAUUACCAUCCGAUGAAGAAUUAUCAGCAUCGGCUGCUCCACCUCGACCACCUUUGCCAAUUUUAGAACCAACCAAUGAUGAAAUUUAUGAUAAAGAUUUGCCCAUGCCACAAUCGAAUCAACCAAUUUUAAUGGCUGCUCAUGAUUUACAUAUGAAUAUAAAACAAUAUUCAAGUCAUGAUAAUGAACUUAUUGCAUUGGCAAAAAAAAUGUCACAUUUUGUAGUACAACUAAGUCUUCUCAUUCGUGGUGAAGCAGGAACAAAACGAGAUUUAAUUUCGAUAUCAAGAGAACUUUCAGAUAUGUCUGAAUAUAUGACAUAUUUAGCAAAGCAAUUAGCAAGUGAAUGUACAGAUCGACGAAUACGAACUCAUUUACUUCAAGUCAGUGAACGUAUACCAACAAUUGGCACACAGCUUAAAAUCUUGUCCACCGUCAAAGCAACUAUGUUUGGAAUUUAUGAUUCAGAAGAAGAUGCUGAAGCAACUGAAAUGAUUAUUGGUAAUGCUCAAAAUUUAAUGCAAUCUGUUAAAGAAACAAUAAAAGUAGCUGAAAUCGCAUCAGAUAAAAUUCGUCAUACGGGCAAUGGUAUUCGUCUGCGAUGGAUGAGGCGAAUUGAUUAG
Rotaria socialis is the source of this 2928-nucleotide messenger RNA. The record is from the annotation of a GenBank genome assembly. Lineage: Eukaryota; Metazoa; Rotifera; Eurotatoria; Philodinida; Philodinidae.